Molecule: messenger RNA, 1352 nt
Organism: Scheffersomyces coipomensis
Lineage: Eukaryota; Fungi; Ascomycota; Pichiomycetes; Serinales; Debaryomycetaceae
Product: transcription factor TFIIE subunit
Exons: 1
Coding region: 182-1048 (288 amino acids)
Biological process (GO): transcription initiation at RNA polymerase II promoter
Cellular component (GO): transcription factor TFIIE complex
Molecular function (GO): TFIIH-class transcription factor complex binding
Source: RefSeq, a predicted model, not a curated record
UUUUUCUUUAUCUUCAAUUUUCAAAAUCCGGGUAACUUUUAAGUUUAGAAAAAUGAUUAUGCUAAAUUUGAUAUAGAAAUUGAUCAUUGAUUAAAUUUUAAUGAUUCCUUUCUUCUUUAGCUUAUCUACAUUGUUCAUUCUUCUCUUUGAAGUAAUAUCAUAAUAUAUAUAUAUUCAAGAGAUGUCGGACUUGUCAGCUCAAUUAUCUGCAUUUAAAAAUAAGAUCAAAAAUGGUCCGUCAGUACUUGCUGCCAGACGACCAAUCAUUGGCAAACCUCAACCUUCAACUUCAACCCCUGCCACUCCAAAACCAGCUUUAAAUAAUGUUUCAUCUCCGUUGAAGUCUGGUGCUACUAAAAGACCUACUGAAUCUGUUACAGAUAUCCUUAAACGUCAGAAGUUGGCUAAUGCAGACAUAUCAGGAUCUCAUUUAUCUACUUUAUUAUUAUUAGCUGUCGAACAUAUUAAACAGUAUGAUUAUCCUAUACCUGUAAGUCAAUUACAAUCAUAUUUAUCAGUGGACGUCAAUGAUACUUUAUUAGCUCUUUUGAAAGAGAUUGAUAGGAUUAAAUAUGAUCCGGAAAAUGAAACUUUAGAAUAUGUUUCAUUACAUAAUAUAAAAUCUCCGGAAGAUUUAUUGAAUUUCUUAAAGGCUCAAAACACAUUUAAAGGAACUCCUGUUAAAGAUUUAAAAGAUGGUUGGGCAGGAUGUAUAGCAGCUAUUGAUUCUUUAGAUAAACAAAAUAAAAUCUUGGUGUUAAGAAAUAAAAAGGAAAAUGCUCCAAGAAUGGUUUGGAUAAAUGAAGGUAGAAAUUUAGGUAAAAUUGAUGAUGAAUAUCAAAAGAUGUGGGCCGAAGUUAAAAUCCCUGAAGCUGAUAAUUUAUAUCAAGCUUUAAUAGAUCAAGGAUUGAAACCAACUGGAGCUGAUCCAAAUUUAAUUAAAAAGAAACCUCAACAACAAGAAAAGAAACAAAAGAAAGCUAGAAGAGGAAAGAUCACCAAUACACAUAUGAAGGGUAUCUUGAAAGAUUAUUCUCAAUUGGUUUAGUUUCGAUUCAUAUUAUACACAUACUUUUUAUAGUUUGGAUUUGAUUUAAAUUACUACAUACAUUUUAACGAAAAAUAAUAAUAAUAAUGCCUAAUAUUUUUAUAAUAAAGAUAACAACAUCGAUUUGAGUUUUCAGGGAUUGUAGUUAAUCUUGAAACACGUUUAAUUAUCUUGCUCUUGGCAUAUUGAUCUUAUGAAAUAGACAUCUUAUAUCAAUACUAAAUUAUUCCUUACGUGUAUAUAUUAGAAUGAACCGCGUAAUUUACAUACCAGAUGUUCUUUUUAAGUUUUUUUUUCUAUUUAC